Molecule: messenger RNA, 1064 nt
Organism: Anastrepha obliqua
Lineage: Eukaryota; Metazoa; Arthropoda; Insecta; Diptera; Tephritidae
Product: phosphatidylethanolamine-binding protein homolog F40A3.3
Exons: 2
Coding region: 110-877 (255 amino acids)
Source: RefSeq, a predicted model, not a curated record
UAUCAAUUAGUAUUCUCUUCCCCGAACACAAAACGUAAUUGCAAAAUUACAGAAAUAUAAAAAUAGUAUUCAAUCGUUUGAAUCCACACUAUCAUUAGGGGUGAGAAAAAUGUUUUUAAAUCGUUUGAUGCACCAAGGAAAGUUUUUUGCCGUUCCGACUUCUCGAUAUCUCAUUCGCCAACAACAGGAAAGUGUCAUUCGGAGCUUAUAUUUGACAGUUUCUUCACAACCGGCAUCGACAUUCUUAGCAGCUGUCAAAAAUUCACACAUUUCAGCGAUUAAACUAGAAAAUUCGGUUGCAAAACGUUCUGCUCGCAAAUAUUCAUCGAUUAAAUUAGCUAUGGAAAAGCAUUGUGUGGUACCGGAUGUUAUUUCAUGCAUUCCGCAGGAAGUAAUAACCGUUUGCUAUCCAAGUGGCGCAGUAGUCGAACAAGGGAAUGUCCUAACUCCAACCUUGGUGAAGGACCAACCCACUGUGACUUGGAAAGCUGAUGCUAAUGCAUACUAUACUUUGUGUAUGACAGAUCCAGAUGCACCUAGCCGUACCGAACCCACAUUUCGUGAAUGGCACCACUGGUUGGUGGGAAACAUUCCCGGAUGUGAUGUUUCCAAAGGAGAGGUUUUAUCAGCAUAUAUAGGUUCAGGGCCACCACCGAAAACGGGCUUGCAUCGUUACGUUUUUUUGAUCUACAAACAAAGUGGCAAAUUGGAGUUUGAUGAGAAACGCUUACCAAAUAACAGCGGCGAUGACCGCGGAGGCUUUAAAAUUGCUGCAUUUGCCAAAAAAUACAACCUGGGCGACCCCGUUGCCGGCAAUUUUUAUCAAGCUGAAUUCGAUGAUUAUGUACCCAUUUUAUACAAGCAAUUGGGAGCAUAAGUUUUCUGAAUGGAAUUUUAUACAUAAAAUUUAAAAUGUAAUUCAAUACUUGUAGUGAUUUGGCUGGAAAAGGCAUCAAAAUCGGUUUAAAUGCUCUCGGUAGAACUUCAAAAAAAUUGGGAUUGUAUGAAUUAGAGAUUUCAUUUAUUUUGAGAGUGUGGAAGAGAAUAAAUGGAAAAUUAUAAUA